Messenger RNA from Boleophthalmus pectinirostris (great blue-spotted mudskipper), 3392 nucleotides. Its product is annotated as scavenger receptor cysteine-rich type 1 protein M130. The record is from RefSeq and is a predicted model, not a curated record. The transcript is spliced from 13 exons. NCBI's taxonomy places the organism in Eukaryota, Metazoa, Chordata, Actinopteri, Gobiiformes, Gobiidae. Gene Ontology annotation, cellular component: membrane. The annotation marks the transcript as partial.
ACCUCCAACCCGACCACCACCUCCAACCCGACCACCACCUCCAACCCGACCACCACCUCCAACCCGACCACCACCUCCAUCCCGACCACCACCUCCAACACCACCACCUCCAACCUGACCACCACCUCCAACCUGACCAUCCCGACCACCACCUCGACCAACAUCAUCUCCUCCACCCCCCCGCCCCCUGCAGGAGGCAAGGAGGCAUCCGAAGAGGUCUACAUCGCUUCUGUCACCUGCUCCGGCAGUAAGUCGGUGAACCUGUCAAGCAGCUGCUGGGGCUUCGUGAGAGUGUGUGAGAGCGGCGGCGAGAGCGGCGGCGAGAGCGGCGGCUGUGGCGGUCUCUGUGGCGAGGCGUGGCCGGACAGCAUGGGCGCCCUGCUGUGCCAGAGCCUCGGGUGCGGCGCCGGAACGGUCCCGGUGAAAAAAACGCAGCGUAACUUUCCCGUCCGCUUCAAGAGUCUGCACCUGCCCCAGCACCUGCCGCCCAACCUCACGGCGCUCCACACCGCCACCGUCGUCAUGGGCGACCGCGACGACCAAUCCUGCUCCAACAACGCCGCCUAUGUGGUCUGCACGGGUUCUCUGUCCGCUCGCCUGGACCCGCCGUCGGACCGGUGCUCGGGGAACGUGCAGGUGUUGGUGGAGGAGGCGUGGCUGCCGGUGUGUGAGGAGGUGGUGUCGGACCCACACACGGCCGCCGUCCUCUGCGCUCACAUGGGCUGCGGCUCCGAGGGAAACUUCAUCCCGUAUCAAGGCCACGCCCCCGGCGGCCAGCUCCUGUCCGGACUCCGCUGCCCCGAAGGCAACCGCGACUUCAGCACCUGCAGCGUCUCUACACCCAUCACCAGCAGCACCUGCCGGCCGGGAGGCCUCCGCUGCUCCGGUUGGGGGCAGGUGGUGCUGUUGAAGGGGCAGGACUCUUGCUCUGGCGUCGCCUUCGUGUUUUCUCAGGGUCUGAGUCGAGCCGCUGUGAGCGCCACCUCCUGGACACAGGCAGAGACCACCCGCCUGUGCCAAGACCUGGGCUGUGGCACCUCAGGCAACCACACCACACCCACACAGGAAAUUACCUCAGCCUUUUGGAGCGGUUCCUUUAACUGUUCCUCUGUGAAGAACCCUCAGAACCUGUGGGAGUGUGCGAGUCCCCACAAACCUCCGAGCAACCGCCAGCUCUACGUCUCCUGUGCAGCGCCCCCUGUCUUCAGCCUGAGCCGGUCGUGUGGGGGGCAGGUGCUGCUGAACGGAGAAGCCGUGUGUGAUUCUCUGUGGAACGAGUUGACCUCAGAGCUCAUGUGUUUGGAGACGGGCUGUGGAAGCGCCGUUUCCAACUACCAGGACGACCACACACAAGCGACCAGGGGGAAGAGUUAUGCCCACGUGAGCUGUGAGCAGCAUCAUGCGCGUCUGGGGCAGUGCCGACGAUUCAGGGCUCCGUGUCAAGGACGACUGGUCUCUGUGCUUUGCAGCGAGCGGGUGCAGUACAGUUUGUCUGAAACGUGCGGCGGGGACAUCUUGAUCAAAAUGGAGGACGGCGUGGAGGAGCGAGUGUGUUCCAGCAAGGGACUCCCCCUGAGCCUCCAGAAUAAACUCUGCUCCGAGCAGAAGAACUGCAAAGGCGUCAAACACCAGUCGCUGCCGCGACCCAAGGACCAGAUGGAGUUGAACAUCAGUCUGGACUCGUGCAAAGACGAUCAUCAGCACAUCAAACACUGCCUCUCCAGGAAACGCUGCACCGAGCGCCCGGCACAGCUCUACUGUCCGGGUUACGUGCCGCGCCAGCCUGAUCCCCCCUCCGGACCCUCCUGGCUCCUCAUCACCAUGAUCCUGGCGCUGGUUCUGAUUCUGGCGCUCGCCGUUUUUUUCCUUCUUCGGUUUUACCUGCGACGCCACAACAAAACCAUCAAACAACUACUGCCCAUGUUUUCUCGGAGACCGAAGGAGGAAAUUGACAGUGAAGAAUAUGAACAAGUGCCCUCCAAAGACCACGACCUGGAUGACCUGGUGUCAGCUGUAGGAGGCGCUGUGGAGGAGAAGAGCACUUCCUCUCUGAACUACGACAACGUGGACGAGGUCAUCGUGAUGCGACCUCUGACCUGCGGAGGGGCGGAGCCUGGAGCCGAGGACUCUGAUGGACAUGAAAGUUAUGACGACAUCGAUGCUCCGGACCAGAUCCAGACCACAGCCGAGGUCCACCGCGCUCCCCCGGGCGCCGAGGUCCACCCUGAGGUCCACCCUGAGGUCCACCCUGAGGUCCACCCUGAGGUCCACCCUGAGGUCCACCGCGCUCCCCCGGGGUCGGAGGGGGGAGGGGGGGACAGUCCAGACCUGGUACUGGGGGAAGACGACUACCUGGUCCCACUUGGAGAAGAGGCCUAAGACUAAAAACCAGGACUAAACCAGGACUAAAGCAGAACUGGACCAGGACUAGACCAGGACUAGACCAGGACUAAACCAAGACUAGACCAGGACUGGACCAGGACUGGACCAGGACUAGACCAGGACUAAACCAGGACUAAACCAGGACUAAACCAGGACUGGACCAGGACUAAAGCAGAACUGGACCAGGACUAGACCAGGACUAGACCAGGACUAAACCAGGACUAAACCAGGACUGGACCAGGACUGGACUAGGACUAGACCAGGACUAGACCAGGACUAAACCAGGACUGGACCAGGACUGGACCAGGACUGGACCAGGACUAAAGCAGAACUGGACCAGGACUAGACCAGGACUGGACCAGGACUAAACCAGGACUAAACCAGGACUGGACCAGGACUGGACCAGGACUAAACCAGGACUAAACCAGGACUGGACCAGGACUGGACCAGGACUAAACCAAGACUAGACCAGGACUGGACCAGGACUGGACCAGGACUAGACCAGGACUAAACCAGGACUAAACCAGGACUGGACCAGGACUAAAGCAGAACUGGACCAGGACUAGACCAGGACUAGACCAGGACUAAACCAAGACUAGACCAGGACUGGACCAGGACUGGACCAGGACUAGACCAGGACUAAACCAGGACUAAACCAGGACUAAACCAGGACUAAACCAGGACUGGACCAGGACUAAAGCAGAACUGGACCAGGACUAGACCAGGACUAGACCAGGACUAAACCAGGACUAAACCAGGACUAAACCAGGACUGGACCAGGACUGGACUAGGACUAGACCAGGACUAGACCAGGACUAAACCAGGACUGGACCAGGACUGGACCAGGACUGGACCAGGACUAAACCAGGACUAAACCAGGACUGGACCAGGACUAAACCAGGACUAAACCAGGACUGGACCAGGACUAGACCUGUAUUUUUUUAUUCAAUUAUUUGGCCAUUGAAAUUUUGUGUGUCUUUUAUACUUUUUGUAAAAACAGCUAAAUUAAA